Molecule: messenger RNA, 622 nt
Organism: Habropoda laboriosa
Lineage: Eukaryota; Metazoa; Arthropoda; Insecta; Hymenoptera; Apidae
Product: immunoglobulin domain-containing protein oig-1-like
Exons: 3
Coding region: 137-622 (161 amino acids)
Biological process (GO): cell-cell adhesion
Cellular component (GO): cell-cell junction
Molecular function (GO): cell adhesion molecule binding
Source: RefSeq, a predicted model, not a curated record
UCCGUGUGAUCAUCGUACGUUGCGUGCACUCGGAGAAUAUUUUUUAACGCGACAUUUCAACGCAGACGAAAUAUCUAACUUCUUUAAUUCUCUUUUUCACGAGUCUAAAAUUUCUAGUUGCUUUUCUCAGACCGUCAUGCCACGCUCUAUGGUGAUGCUUUUUCUGUUAACUAUAUUGCUGCUAAAUAGCCAGGAGAUUCUUGGACGAAGAGGACGAGGCAGAAGUAAAGCCAGAUCUCGAGUUCAAAUAGGAUUACCCAUCACUGGAAAGUAUCGUGAUCCAGAAAGUGAUCAAUAUUACAACAACCAUAAUGGAGCGAAGAUACUAUUAGCUUCACACUUCGAUUUGGAGUACGUCUUAGGGCACAAAAUUGCUUUCCUCUGCAUCGCACGUGGAAACCCACGGCCACACAUCACAUGGUUCAAGGAUGGUGCUGAGAUAUACACGCAUCUUUAUCUACAUGUGCAUGAAUGGCAAAUCGGAACGGAUAAAGUGAAAUCAAAGCUGGAAAUAGAUCCUGCGACACAGAUGGAUGCUGGAGUUUACGAAUGUACAGCCGAUAAUAAGUAUAGUAUUGAUCGGAGAUCCUUCAAGACUGACUUUUCCAUUGCUUUCGAUUAG